Molecule: messenger RNA, 385 nt
Organism: Plectropomus leopardus (leopard coralgrouper)
Lineage: Eukaryota; Metazoa; Chordata; Actinopteri; Perciformes; Serranidae
Source: RefSeq, a predicted model, not a curated record
CAGGUGGAGUUCACCCGUGAGACGGAGGAAGAGGGGGUCAAAACCCUAAAACACAACAAGCGCAUCCUCUUUCAGAGGAUGGCGCCCUACCCCCAGCGCAAGGUCAUCACAUUCAACCGCUAUAACGACGACUUUGCUUUCUACAUCAACUACGGUGACCUCAGCUUCCUGAGUCAGGACGACCUCAGUGUGUUUGGCUCUCUGAACCUGACCACAGUCAAACUGUCCGGAGUGGGCGACAGCUUUCAGAAGCACGCAGACGCCGAGUCCAAAGGCAUCAAAGCUCAUUUCAACAUGGAUGAGAGCGGGGUGCUCCUGCUUGAUCGGGUGGAGUCUGUGUUUGAAACUAUUGUGGAGGAGAAAGAAGAGGAAUCAACAUUAACAA